AAGUGAUCUAGGGUACUAUUACUAAUUGAGGCAAUUGAUGCUUCAUUAUAAUUACCGAUUCAAGUAUAAACUCGCGCAAGCCAUUUUCAGUUCAUUUACUAGAGAAAACGCAAACGUAUGAGCCAGAUCGAUAAUCAAGAAGAUUCAGUUUUUUGGGCAUUCGGUAUUAAGACAGAUUUGUGGACGAGGGAUUCAAUUGGAACAAUAAAAUCUCAUCUUUACUCUGUGAUCCGUCUUUGAAAAGUCAAAUAGCAGGUUGAAAGUGACCGCCUAAUAAUUUUUUCGAAGAUGGGGAUAGAAUCUUACAACACGCCGGGGACAGCGAAAGAGAAGAACGUUCGACAGAGACAGAUCCGGCAAAACUACAGAACUACGAGCUCCCGUUUUCCAUGUUUACCCCAAGCACCAAGUGGCCCAAGUAUUAUGAGCAGCUUCUUCUACGGCUGUAAGACCAACGGCGAUAGCAUUGAAUUCACAGAUAUUGAGCAAGCUCGAUCGUCGUUGAAACCUUGGUGGGCUCGGCGCAAAGAAGAUGCUAACGGACCAGAUAAAUUAUUUCCUGAUGGAAAACAAGUUGAAGAGACAAUUAUCUUACCAAGUGUAACACCAAAGAGGACAUUCAUCAGACGGUCGAAUGCGCCUGUCAAACAGGAUCACGUUCGCCUACCAAAUAUUGAAAACAACUACAGCUCAAAUUCAACUUCUUUGAGGACAAUUGAACACGAAAAAGAAGACUUCAAAUUUCCUGUACUAAACAAUGCAUGGAUUCGUCCAAGGAUUGUCCGUAGACAAGAAUCGAUAGAAAUCGUUCAACAAGAUUCUAAAGAAUCGAGAACUUUAGCAAGAUUUGACAGUAGAACUAUAAGUAAGGACGGACUGUACCUGCCGCAAAUCAAUGUAGAUGUCAAUCUGGACGACUGAAUGGAUGAAAAUGAAAUAUUCCCCGAAAUUUCCCCGAGGCACAUGCGUGUGCAUCCUCGUCCAAAUUUGAAGUCAAUGACUCGGUCGGUUAGAUGGAAUCUACCCACAACUUAAACAUCAAGAAUUAAUAAACUGUUAAUAAAUGUAUUAUUUAUUUAAAAAAUGAAUCUCAUUUACGAUCUGAAGUCAAUGACUUGGUUGGUUAAAUUUUAUCUACCUACAAUUUCAAUUAAACGUCGAGAGAUAGUAAACUGCAAAAAUGUAAACACAAUUUUAAUGUAUUUCAAAAAUGCAUAUCAUUUACAAUAGAACCUGUGAAACAUGUGUAAAUAAAUGUACAUAGAUCAUGAUAUUAAA
This is a messenger RNA of Owenia fusiformis, 1278 nucleotides long. The record is from the annotation of a GenBank genome assembly. NCBI's taxonomy places the organism in Eukaryota, Metazoa, Annelida, Polychaeta, Sabellida, Oweniidae.